AUGGAAGAGGUAUCCGAGGAGGAGGAGGAAAGGGCGGAGGAGCUGAACUGGGACGACAUUUAUGAAGAGGAGGACGAUGAGGAGAACGGGCUAGAAGAACCAACGCUGUUUCCACAUCAAAGUACAGAAGACAACGGCACUGCACAGAAGCCACCACUGGUAGACACAAAUGUGCCCUUGGAGAGGACGAUUUUGCGAGUGGAACACAGCAGUGUGUCAGUUGCUGAGUUAGCGGCGUGUCAGCCAACAUGCCCUGAUACCGCGGCCAGAAGACGCCAACGUCGCAACUGGAAGGACGUCAGCCGGCUAUCAGGUAAGCCCAUGAUUGAAUCGCUGUCAUUCAGAUGUCAUUAAUGCACUAUUCCAAUGCUCCUUCCAUUUUUGUCAUCUGCACUCUACUUCCGUACAUUCCUGUCACCAAUGUCAACCAUUUUAGAAUCGAGCAUGCUAUUGGAUCAGAAACAGCCAAACCGCAUUAAAAGGCGACUUCGUCGCAUUUGGAGGAGGUUUUUCUGCUGCGGAUUGUCGCAGGUGGAGGCAUAAUGCGUCAUUGAUUUAAAUCCUGUGUACAUAGCCCAAAUCGUCUAUUCUGAUUGCCAUAUUUUGUAUCUAUACUGAUUACUGUUUCUGCAAGUGAAUUCUAUUGUUGUUACAUUCUUACUACGUCUUUUCUGGCGCUGAAGGCAUCCAGUAACGGACAGUGGUGGAGGGGUGAAAUGGGGACACAGUGACCUUUGCCUGAAGUAGUUUAUAGCGUCAGUAGACUUGCACAGCAACCACCGCACUCGCUUCGCCCCGCAUGAGUCGGGUACCAAGCCAUAGUUGAGAAGGUCGAAGACGGGAGAGGGCGCAGGUGACUUACGCGGCCGGAUGUGCACUUGGUAGUACCUCCGCACCGCCUGGUCCACAACAAACACUUCAUUAGUAUUUGAUCCUGUAAAAUAAAUUGAACGGAAAGUAAGACAGCAGACAGUGAGCAGGCAGCUUCCAGAAAUGUACACCUUCAAUGGCAAGAAAGUUGGCCGUCAGGCCAGACCUUUGCACAAUCGAAGAGGUCUCUGAAGAGGAGGAAAAGGCUGAGUAAUUGAGCCUGGAUGAGGGUAUAAAGAGAUCGAGAUGGAGGGUGGUGGGAACAAUUUCACGUUUAUCCCAGAUCAGUGCACCGAAGACAACGACACCGUGGAUAAACAUGCACUGCCGGACAGUAAUGUUGCAUCGUCAUGCCUAUGGUUACUCUCCCAUCAUUCUUGUAAUCUGUCGGCAAACAGCGUUCUGCAAAUCGCGAAAUUCCUUCAUAGAAAUUCCAGUAAAGACUUCCAGAAGGUCAGUGCUUCGUGUGCAAGACUCUACAAAUGCUUAUUUUUUCAGUCAUAUUAACGCGUGGAAAAUCUUGCGGAUGUUUGAAAGAAUUCUGAUUUCCUGCCUAGAGAGAUGCAGUAAAUCCGUCAACCGAAUAUUCGGCCUCUGGCGGAGAAGUGGUAAUAAGGAUGCCUGCAUUGUGUAACCACGAAAAACGAGGGUCGGCUUUAGCUGUGGGGACAACCGAGGAGUAUACGCCAUGGCAGAGCGAAGUCGAACAGAUGGGCGGAAGUAAAUGAAUCUCCGACUUCCAUUCAGCAGUGCCUAACCCGCCCAGUUUGGCUCAAUGUUGUCUUCUUUUCUUCUCAAACACAGGCAACAUUGUUGAAUAUGCGUCUCCAAUGGCUAGAAAGGUGGCCGUUAGACCAGACCUCUACACUAUUGAAGAGGUUUCAGAAGAGGAGGAGAAGGCGGAAGAAUUGAACCUGGAUGAGAUUUUUGAAGACAGCGAGAUGGAGAGUGAACUGAACAAUUGCACGCCGGUCCUAAAGCACUGUACCGAAGACGAGGACACCGUGUGUAAAGAAACCCUGCCGAACAAAAAUGUGCUCCUGGAGAGGACGUGGUCGCAUUUAGAAGAGAGGGGACAAUCAGUCACCGAGAGAAUUGUAUGGCGGCCAGCAUUUCCUGAGACUGCGGCCAGAAGACGACAACGGCGCAUUUGGAAAGAAGUCAGUCGGCUAUCAUGUAAGCCUAUGAUUGCCUCGCUGCCAUGAAAAGGUCAUUAAUGGACCACUCUAAUCCUUCUGUUGUUGUUGUUGUUGUUGUUGUUAUCUGCACUGUAAUUUCUUCAUUCGUUUCACCGAUGUCAACAAUUUUAGAACCAAGCAUGGUGUUGGAACAGAAGCGGCCGAGACGCACUGGAAGACGACUGCGUCGCAUGUGAAGGAGGUUCCUCUGCUGCGAGUCUUUUCGUGUGGAAGAAUAAUACACCACUGAUUUGACUCUGUAUAUAGCUCAACUUUUCUCAUCUGAUUCCCCACUUUCUUACUUAUCCUGACAAGGUCUUUUUGACACUGAAGAGCGUCUGUUAACGUAAACUCGGGGAUUUGGAGAGGAGAGAACUCCGAAUGCGUUGGGAGGAGCUACGUAUUCCCGCCGUCGUUAUGGCAUGAACAGCCUCAGUGGGCCGACGAGAUAGAGUACAAUUUGGGUGGAUUUGUCAUCGCCCUCUCCAUCGCUCCAGAAAAGGUCGAGCAAGGUGCUGUUGUAUGGGGGCCUCCGUUUUCAUUCCUCUGCGAUUGAGUAAGUUUGCAAAAACCCGGGCGUAUGUAGUCUGUCGGCAUUUGGCAGCGUUGCGCCGGAAUUCGUGUUCUGUUUCCAUCGGUGGGCCUAACAUUUUUAAAUUAACCUGUCACCUCGUACGUGCACUUAUUAACGUCGUUCAUGCAACUCGAAAAAUCGUUUCAUUCACUGUACAUCUUAGUGUAGUUGCUCACAUUUUCUAACUCUACAAAUGUAGGCAGCCAACGAAAUUUAUUGUUUGUCUGUGCAGAAGCAUAUGUUGCUUUACAAAUCCAACUAACUUCUCCAACUGCAGAUGUUAUUCUUGCCUUGGUCCCAACACUGACUUUGAUUGUUGCCUUAUCGUUCGUAGGGUUCCUCUUUCAUCACUGCUAUAAACUGUCGACACACAUAAAGCCUCAAAUCUUUCAAUUUCUCCCUUGGAAUUCAUGUACGAAGAACGUCUCCAGAAUGUUAUUCUGCCAUUUAGAAGGGCUAAAAACGGCAAAUGUUUUUCAAUCAUAUUAAAGCCUGAGUAAACUUGUGGAUUUUUGAUCGACUUCUUCCAACUUCCUCCCUAUAGACAUGCAGAUACGGCCUUAACCGUACACUUCGCCACUGAUGGUGACAUGUUAUUGAGAACGCCCACAGUAUUCUCUUCUUCUUCCUAUCAAACAGUUCCUGAAACUCAUAUCUUCGCUUUUAUAAACAAUGGCGCUGUCCAGAAACAAGCACAGCCGGACACAGACAUGUCCCCGAGGAGGACGUGCUCGGACGUGGAUGACAACGGAAAGCCAGUCGCUGAGAUGACAAUACGGCAGCCGACUCGCACCGACACUGCGGCCAGAAGACUUCAGCGUCGCAAUUGGGAUGAAGUCAGCCAGCUACCACGUAAGUCCAUGAUUGCAUCACUGCCACGAAGACUGCUAUUCUUUUGUUGUCAUUUGCACUCCAAAUUCUUAUCAUCCAAAACUGCCAAGAAUUUAAAAAUAAAACACACUCUUGUCUCAGUAGUGGGCGAGUCGCAUCGAAUGGACACUGUGUCGCAUGUGGACAAGGUUCGUCUGCUGCGGAUCGUUGCAGGUGGAGGGAUGAGAUGUCAUUAAUCUGAUCCUGUACAUAGCCCACCUCUUCUCAUCUGCUUGUGCAUGUUCAUACCUAUCCUGAUUACUGUUCGUUUAAAUGAUGAACAACGUUGAAUUCUUUGACACUGAGAAGCAUAUGUCAAGGUAAGGUGAGAAAUUCAAAUGCCCGGUAACCUGCAUAUUCUUAAUUUCAUUGUGACAUAAUCAGCCUCGGUGAGCCGAAGUAAAGAAGACACAUUUGGGUGGACUCAGNUAUGUCUGGCCCAAAUGGUCUUGUAGUGGCCUUUCUCCGAGAGUCAGGCCCAACGCCGCACCUCUCUUGAGCACUUGCACGUGAGAACCCGUGGUAAUUUGGUUCUCUGCCAAUCACGCCUAUUGAAGUCAAAUAAAAGAUGUCGGAAAUGUUUAUUUUUGUCGACCUGACGUCAUUAUCUUUGAGUAGUAAAUAAUAAAAAAUUAAAUUAGGUAAACCAUUUAUAAUUACGACUAUAAUAAUGGUCAUGAUGUAGGAAUUGGAAGUUGCAGCUAUUCGUUAGAUUAACCCGUAACCGCGAUCGCGAUGGACCCUAUACAUUUUGGUUAGACCAGAAAGGAUUGCUGCGCAGCAAUCUUAAGUAAACAUGCUUCAAGGUCGUGUUAUUUUAGGUGAAGAACCAUCGGUCAGACGUGAAUAUGUAGCCUAAUCUGAGGGAAAGAAAACUCAGCCGCCUGGCCGGGGAUUGCACAGGCGACAAGGUUAAAUAAUUGUAUGCAGAAUAAAAGCUAUUGACAAUGCGCGGUCCUACUUUAAAUGGUUGGGAAAUAGUCGUCCGAAUCUCUAACCCUAACCCUUAACACUGGCCAUAAUCCCUAACUCUAGCCCCUUACCCUAACCCCUAACACUAACCCCAACAGUGACUCUAACCCUUUAACCCUAACCCUUACCCUUAACUGCAGCCCGCAAUACUAACCCUGAAAUAUGCAACGCGAAAGUCAAGAGGGACUACCGGCAUUCUUCGAAAAAAUGUGGACGUAUAAAGCAAGAAACAAGGCCCCAAACAGAACACACAUCGCGACCAGUCCCGAAAAUUUACUUAAUAAAGCUUAUUUUUUCCCAAAAAAAUCUUACCUAUUUCAAAUAUAUGUAUGUGAAGACAUGUCGACAAGAACACAUGGGCGAAAAACGGUAGGACGAUCUGUGGAGUAAUUGUUUAUUUAGUCAACGUUUCAAGAAUUAGAAAUAGAGAGAAAGCUGUGUUUGUGUGCACCCAGAGUUGAAAUACUGACGAGCAGAGAACUUAUCUAUGAGAGUGGUGGGCACAGGUUUCCAUAGGUGUCAGAAAGCGAACGUAAAUUUUGAUUCGCUGCGUUCGCGGAAAAGGAGAUAGCAGGUCAACGAGGAUCCAAAUGGGUGGAUACGGAUUAACGGACGUUUAUGUAGAUCAGGCGUAGGGUUCACGGAACUGGGCGUCCAGCUGAACAUGGCUAGCAUCUGGGAAUAUGCAUACACAAAUCUAUCGGAUGUGUAGUGAACUUCAUUGGCAUGCAGCUACAUUUCAGGUCAAAGAUAGUCAAGACAUGUUAGCAGAGAUCACGAAAUGAAAGGCAGUACUGUUUUCGACGUUUGCAGUUAGUAAUGGCGGCUCAGAUAAGGUGCAAACAACUUUUCCGGACCGGUCAUAAACAGUUCAUCACCACCUCACCAACGCCAACACCAUCAUUAUCAUCAUCAUCAGACCAACCCCAAUACCUCUCAUAACAGCAUUAAACAAAGAUAAUUUUUCAUUGUGAGGAAUUAUGCUACAAUAAACGGACGGUUGUCACUUUCAACUGGUAUUAUCGUCGUCGUCGACGCCUAAAUGCCUGAGCUACACAACACGGCAGGAAUACUAGCAUGAUAGGAGGAGUCAGCGAAGUUAAAAUGAGGAGAACAAUGUCAAACGAUUCAGCAAAAAGUACGCCCUGAUUUGGAAGUUUCUCAUUUACGUGUUGCUUGACACAACAAUCAGUAUACUGUUGGCUGCAGCGAUGGCAGACCCUACACUUAUCCCCACUUUUAUGUGAGCAUACAUUAACAGUGCCAGCUUCGUUUUGCGCAAAUUUGUGCCCAUUUU
Messenger RNA from Spirometra erinaceieuropaei, 5761 nucleotides. NCBI's taxonomy places the organism in Eukaryota, Metazoa, Platyhelminthes, Cestoda, Diphyllobothriidea, Diphyllobothriidae. The record is from the annotation of a GenBank genome assembly.